AUGCUAGAGAUACUGAUCCAGACGCUGAAUCCCUUGCUUCGCAGCGUGGUGGAGGUCAAUCCUGACGCCAGGGAUCAAGCCGACGAGGCCGACCAGGAGAGGGCGAGAUUUGGUACUUCCGGGGACCUUUCAUCGCUGCACGGAAUCCCGGUGCUCUUGAAGGAUACGAUCGCCACGAAGGACAAGCUGAACACCACGGCCGGCUCGUAUGCGCUGCUGGGCUCGGUGGUGCCACGGGAUGCGGGCGUGGUUGAGAGGCUGAGACGAGCCGGGGCUGUCAUUCUAGGGACGGCCAGUCUCACCGAGUGGUAUUCUUUUCGUUCUCUGGGUCGCAUUCCUAAUGGUUGGUGUGCCAGAGCGCCUUGA
Messenger RNA from Carya illinoinensis, 366 nucleotides. RefSeq names its product probable amidase At4g34880. Bases 1 to 366 code for a protein of 121 amino acids. The record is from RefSeq and is a predicted model, not a curated record. Lineage: Eukaryota; Viridiplantae; Streptophyta; Magnoliopsida; Fagales; Juglandaceae. The transcript has 2 exons.